This is a messenger RNA of Spinacia oleracea (spinach), 850 nucleotides long. RefSeq lists its product as uncharacterized. The record is from RefSeq and is a predicted model, not a curated record. Lineage: Eukaryota; Viridiplantae; Streptophyta; Magnoliopsida; Caryophyllales; Amaranthaceae. The coding region runs from base 109 to 693 and encodes 194 amino acids. The transcript is spliced from 5 exons.
AUGCAACCGCAGAAAAACAAAAAGGCCAAAAAAAAAAUAAAAAAAAAAUCAAACAAGAGAAAUAAAGCUUUAGCAGAAUUCCAGUGAAAGAGGCAAAACGUCGAACACAUGGCGUGCAGAAUGGUGCUGCGAACUAUGAUCUCUACAGAGCCAUGGUUGCUGCCGAGCUCUUCGAACCGGUUUCCUCCCUGUGGGCCAUUGAAGUCCCAACAUCAGAAAAUGGGUUCGAGUUAUCGGGUCACCCGAACCCAUAACAUCCACUUCCAUCGGCUUAGUUGUUCUUCCCAGGAUGACCAGGGCCCACCUCAAGAAGCUGUGCUUAAAGCCAUUUCAGAAGUUUCAAAGACAGAAGGAAGGGUUGGACAAACUACAAAUGUCGUUAUUGGAGGGACAAUAGCAGGAGAUUCUACUGAUGAAUGGCUGGAUUUGGAUCAAAAGGUGAAUUCGUACCCUACGGUUAGAGGAUUUACAGCAAUUGGAACUGGUGGUGAUGACUUUGUAAAUUCUAUGGUUGUUGCUGUUGAAUCAGUUCUUCAACAACCCAUCCCUGAGGGACAAGUAAAGCAGAAAAUGUCAUCAAGGGGCAAGUAUGUAUCUGUUAAUAUUGGACCUGUGCAAGUCAUGUCUAGCGAACAGGUGCAAGCAGUGUACAACGCCAUGCGAAGGGAUGAUCGGAUGAAGUACUUCCUUUAGGUUAGAUUUUGUUCCUUUUUUGAUAAAUUAGAUAAUCCCCCAUUUGUUCUUCAGCUCAUGUAAAGUGUAGUAAUAUGUUGUAACAUGUAAUAGACUUCUGCGAUGUAUAUUGCUGCAACCAAACACAUUGCCUGCCUUUGCAUUGUUUUUUCUUUCA